Molecule: messenger RNA, 2879 nt
Organism: Megalops cyprinoides (Indo-Pacific tarpon)
Lineage: Eukaryota; Metazoa; Chordata; Actinopteri; Elopiformes; Megalopidae
Gene: prkg1l
Product: protein kinase cGMP-dependent 1, like
Exons: 20
Coding region: 599-2662 (687 amino acids)
Biological process (GO): protein phosphorylation
Molecular function (GO): ATP binding; cGMP-dependent protein kinase activity
Source: RefSeq, a predicted model, not a curated record
AUCUGGUAUGCGCUGAAUUUGUACAGUUCAUCAUACAUUCGGAAACACAGCAAAAAAGCGUUAGAUAAGUCAUCCAGGCUAAACUACUUGUGUGACCUAAAAUAAUAAAACCCAAUCCGGAAGCUUCUGUCUCCAACACACACAUUGAUUUCACGGAGUACAGUAAGAGUAGAGAUGCGAAGAUGACACGCUGUAUAUCUCAGGUUGUAGGUGGACUACAACAACGUUGCUGGCGUCGGAUCUAACAGGGGAUAACUGAAUGACUGGUGUAAUUAGUUCAGUCAUUACCGCUGCGUUUUUCAGUACUGCUCCGCCGUUGCUGAACAGGACUCAGCGCGACGAAGUGAGAGCGCGUGCCUGUUGGAUUCAGGAGUUGACAGGAGAAGUCGGACCUCCUGGCACAAAUAACAAGCUAAAAUCCUGGAUUUUUAAAAUAAUUUUUUAUGACGCUGUACAAAUAGGUCAGGUUUUUAAUAGUUCUCGCUCCUGUUUGGUUUAGAAAUAACGUUUCAACUACAGGAGGCAGGUGUGUCAUUCUGGCUGCUCCGCGACAUCCGGAUACACAGUCGUGCCUCGUCCCCUCUCCUCUUCCCAGACAAUGGGCACUCUCCGGGACCUCCAGUUUGCCCUGCAGCUAAAAAUUGAGGAGUUGCGUCAGCGUGACACCCUCAUUGAUGAGCUGGAGCUGGAGCUGGAUGCCAAGGACGACCUAAUCCGUCGACUUCAGGGGGAGCUGGACCGCUAUCGGGCAAACCUCUCCCCUCCAGGGCCCUCUGCAAGCACUGCAGGGCCUUCUGCAUCCCACGACGAACCCCAGCGAACAAAGAGACAGGCCAUAUCUGCCGAGCCCACCGCUUUGGACCCUGCCCAGCUCAAGCACGUCACCCUGACCAGCUACAGCAAGAGCGAGGAGUCUCAGCAGCUGAUCCAGACGGCCCUGCUCGAGAAUGACUUCAUGAAACACCUGGAGGCAGGGCAGAUCCUUGCCAUUGUGGAUUGCAUGCACCCCACGACCGUCACCAAGGGGUGCUGUGUCAUCCAGGAGGGUGACGACGGCUCGCUUGUCUAUGUAUUAGAAGAGGGGAAGGUGGAGGUGACCAAGGAGGGUCAGAAGCUGUGCACCAUGGACCCAGGGAAGGUUUUUGGAGAGCUGGCCAUCUUGUACAACUGCACUCGCACUGCCACUGUCACAGCUCUAACUGAUAUCAAGCUGUGGGCGAUUGAUCGCCAGUGCUUCCAAACCAUCAUGAUGAGGACCGGCUUGAUCAGGCUCUCACAGUACAUGGAGUUCCUCCGCAGCGUGCCUUCUUUCCAGGCACUUCCAGAGGAUGUGCUCAGUAAAGUGGCGGAUGUUUUGGAGGAGACUCACUACAGCGAUGGGGAUUACAUAAUCCGACAGGGGGCCACUGGAGAUACCUUCUUCAUCAUCAGCGAAGGCCAGGUGAACGUCACAAAGCAGAAGUCAGCCAAUGAAGAGCCAGUGUUUCUCUCCACUCUGUCCAAAGGGGAUUGGUUUGGUGAGCAGGCGCUGAAAGGGGAAGAUGUGCGGACAGCCAAUGUUAUUGCAGUGGGGAGUGUGACAUGCCUUGUCAUAGACAGAGAGACCUUUAAGCAGCUUAUAGGAGGUCUAGAGGAUGUAAGCAAGAAGGUGUACGAGAGUGAAGAGGCCAAAGCUAAGUUAGAGGCAGAGGCUACGUUCUUCUCCAGUGUCUCACUCAGUGACUUUCGGGUGAUCUGCACUCUGGGAGUAGGGGGCUUCAGCCGUGUCGAGCUGGUACAUCUGAAGGACGAUACCAGCCGCUCCUUCGCUCUGAAAGUGCUGAAGAAACGCCACAUCCUGGACACCAGCCAGCAGGGCCACAUCCUGUCAGAGAGACGCAUCAUGAUGGAGGCCCACAGUCCCUUCACCGUCAGACUUUACCGUACCUUCAGGGAUUCCAAAUAUCUGUACAUGUUGUUGGAGGCCUGUCUUGGUGGCGAACUGUGGACUCUACUGAGAGACAGAGGCUCCUUUGAUGACAGCACCACUCGGUUCUACACCGCCUGUGUAGUGGAGGCCCUGACUUUUCUUCACUGCCGUGGCAUCAUCUACAGGGACCUCAAGCCGGAAAACAUUAUUCUGGACCAGCGUGGAUAUGCAAAACUGGUCGACUUUGGCUUUGCAAAGAAAGUGGGCUUGGGGAAGAAAACCUGGACCUUCUGUGGGACCCCGGAGUAUGUGGCCCCUGAAAUCAUCCUAAACAAGGGCCAUGAUGUGUCAGCAGACUGCUGGUCACUGGGCAUCCUCAUAUUUGAGCUUCUGAGUGGGAGCCCCCCUUUUUCGGGCUCAGACCCCAUGAAGACAUACAACAUCAUCCUGCGGGGGAUUGACAUGGUGGAGUUCCCCAAGAAGAUCAACAAGAGUGCCACCAACCUCAUCAAGAGGCUCUGCAGGGACAACCCCUCAGAGAGACUUGGCAACCAGAAGAACGGGGUCAAGGACAUCCAAAAACACAAGUGGUUUGAAGGAUUCAACUGGGAAGGAAUUCGAAAAGGCACACUGACCCCCCCAAUCAUACCCAAUGUCAGCAGUCCCCUGGAUGCUAGCAAUUUUGACAGCUUCCCUGACGACAGUGAUGACCCACCCCCAGAUGAGGAGUCUGGCUGGGAUCUUGAGUUUUGAUGGAAUGGACCUGACUCAGUCUGGGUGGAGACCUGGGGAAACAGAGGGAGCCAAGAGGAUGAAAAAACUGACCUGAUCUAUUAUGCACUGGACUGGAUUAUGACCAGAUUGCAGUUCUACUGGCAGAAUGGCAUUGCAGAAGAAUACAAGGAUACUGUAUCCAGAAAGAACUUCUAAGACCUUUAAGCAAUGACAUGUUUUCAAAACAAUAAAAAUG